Mercenaria mercenaria is the source of this 6757-nucleotide messenger RNA. RefSeq lists its product as uncharacterized. Bases 17 to 1708 code for a protein of 563 amino acids. Lineage: Eukaryota; Metazoa; Mollusca; Bivalvia; Venerida; Veneridae. Gene Ontology annotation, biological process: positive regulation of DNA-templated transcription. The record is from RefSeq and is a predicted model, not a curated record. Gene Ontology annotation, molecular function: ubiquitin-protein transferase activity; zinc ion binding. Gene Ontology annotation, cellular component: chromatin; nucleoplasm. The transcript is spliced from 2 exons.
AUUCGUGAUUAAGACAAUGGAAGUCGAUGUGCGUAACUUGAGAAAAUCCUUUUAUCAAGGAUCGGAUGAAGUUCAUGAUUUUCCAUGUUCACCUUGUGCUAAAAAUAGGAUGAAUGUGGCUGCUACCAAACAUUGUGAACAAUUUGAUGAAAACCUGUGUACAAAGUGCUUGAAUCAUCACAAUAAAUUCUCUUUGAUGAAGGGAGACCAGUUACUGGACAAACUGAAAAGUCCUAGCGGACACAGACCUGACUUGCCGAGCCAAAGUUGUGACAGGCAUGGUGGAAAGUUAAUAGAUGUCUACUGUCCUAGCCACGAUAAAGUUGGCUGCUCCACUUGUAUAGCUGUUGAUCACAGUACUUGCCAGAGAAUAAGCUUCAUACCAGACGUAGCAAAACACUCGAGAACAUCCACCAAAGACCUCCAGCAACUUGAAACCGCACUGAGCAGUCUUGAGUCACGCUUCAUCGCUUUAAAGCAAAAGAAGCAAAAGGAAUUAGAUAGUUCGAAGCGAGAAAAGGAUAAACUGCUUCAUGAAAUAAACACAGAAAGAAAGAAAAUCAACGAACAGUUAGAUAAGAUGGAAACAGAGCUCCUAAACGAAGUGGAUGCGUCAUUCAAGAUGAAGAUGCAGAAUAUAGAUUCGGACAUCAAAGAAGUUGAAGACACACUUGCUUCACUCAAGAAAGAUCGACAAAUGAUACAAGCUGCAAAGAGUGAGAAUAUUUCGGAGAAAUACGUUCAAGUUAAACUUGGACACGAGAGAAAGAAAAUUGCAACAUAUCGUUUAGAAACUCUAGAAGGAUCUAAGAAAAUCGGAAGACUGUGGUUUGAUCCUUGUCAUCAGAUAACUGAUUCUAAAAUCAAUAGUAUAGGGCAGGUCACAAAUUAUUCACCUGUUGAAGUUGAAAGCUUUAUUAGCGAAUUCGAAUCAAGAGUUGGUCAAGAUAAUGCCAUUUGCGAUAUCACUGACAUGUGCCUUUGUGCAGAUGGAAAUAUUGUAAUGACUGAUUACAGCAACAAUCGAAUCAAGAAAAUGAAUGAAUCAUACUCUGUCACAUCCUCCCUGACCGUAAGUGAUAAUCCAUUCGGUAUUUGUCAGAUAGAUGCGUCCCUUCUCGCUGUUACUCUAAUAAACAAGAAGAACGUUCAGUUUAUCUCCCAGAAGAAACUGAUGACGUUAAAGAAGUCAUUUAAGGUUGGCGAUCGUUGUCGUGGUAUUGCAUACAAUGACGGGUUGAUUCAUGUUUGCUGUGGUGGAUCUCGUGAACAGAAGGAGGAAGGCGCUGGCCAUAUUGAAGUGUAUACUACUACCGGAGCGUUGAUGAAAUCAUACUAUGGUGAGAUGGAAUGUCCUGGAAGUAUAAUAGUACCUAGCUGGGGAAAGGAAAUUUAUGUUACCGACGGGUAUGGCGUUCACAUCAUACAUAAGGAAGGUAACCGGAGAGUUGUGGUCCAGAAGGAUACAAAGCUUGAUAAACCUACUGGUUUUUGCUUGAUAAACAGAAGUCAGGUAUGCAUUGCAGGAUUCAAUUCCAAAAAUAUAGUGCUGAUGUCUUCUGAUGGAAAGAUGUAUGAAGAACUUUUGACAGAAAAAGAUGGCACUAGAAACACGUUAAGUAUAUGUUUCGUAGAAAAACAAUCCAGACUUGUUGUUUCGUCAUUUAAAAGUAAUAAGAUCAAGGUCUAUAGCUUGAAAAAUUGUUAAUGUCCGAACAAGAAGGACAUACGGAACCACAAAUUACUGUAAUGUAAAGCUGCUGAAAGUCUCGAGAUACAUCUCGAUUCUUUUCAUUUCAUAUUCUCAAAAUUUAAACUCCCUUUGGCAUUAAUUUCCUACGCAGACUAAACAAAAUGGAAAUUCCGGACAUAUUUUUCGAAAGGCCCUUUUUAUAAGGUCUACAAAAGGAAUGUAAUACAUAUAAGUUUGUUUGUAAAAUAUUUUCAAAUACCAAAUUGUAUAUUCUUCCUGCUUGUAUGCCACAUUAUCUUGUAUGCUUUUUUUCUUAUUAUUGAAAUAUUUUGAUAGCAAAGCAGUUAUGAUGACAAAAUGCAGACUACAAUACCUACUUCCUCAAUAGCGCAAUGGUAGAGUGUCGGAUUACAGUGCGGAAGGCCGGGUCACGUCACACCAUAAAUUGUAUAGCGCGACUCUCUUGCUUUCAUGCCAUAUUUUAAAAUGUGCAAUAUGUUAAUUGUGUUCUUAAUCAAAUAUGUGUGUUAGUAAAACAAUUAUCAAGAUAGGAGGUAGAGUAAUCUUGUUUACAUGUCACAUUAUGUCUUAAACUCAAUUGUAUCUUGUAUUUACAUCCAACAAUGUUUAGCUGUAAAUAAUUUAUAAUUAGAAUAUGUAGAAUAUACCCUGUUUACUUAAAUGCCAGUUUGUUUUAUCAUAAACUUAAUGUUUUUUUUAUCAAAACAUGUUUGGUAAAAUGCAAAAUUAUUUUGAUGUAAAUGCUAUGUUAAAAUCUAAAGCAGAAAAGUUUGUCUUUAAAACAUUAAUUAGCAUAAACUGUAGAAAGUACCAUAUCUGGCUAUAUACCAUCUGUUUUUAUCAUAAACAAAAUUAAUUUGCAUCAAAAUAUGUUUAUUAGUAAAAUGUUAACCAAUAUAAAUUGUAGAGGACACUUUACUUACUUUCAUGUAAAAUAUUUAUAAGUAUAAAAUGUAGAUUGCACCUUGCUUACUUGUUUUCCAGCUUUUCAAUACUUAAUUUAUAUCAAAACAUGUUUGUUUGUAAAAUAUUUAUCAGUAUAAACUAUAAAGCACAAUUCACUUACAUAUAUGUAUUCUUUUAAAGUACAUGAGCCGCCUAAUGUAUUAUCGGAUCAUUGCGCAUUGUCGUUCAGUCUAAAUGCGUUAAAGGUAGGACAGGAAACAAUUUCUCAUUCUGAUGAACACGAUAAAAUUAAACUUUUGUAUAAAUUGGACGCGCGUAAGAUUCAUGAUUACAAACUCAAAUUAAAUUGCGAUGGUGUAAAAUUAUCAAUUGAUGCUUUGACAGAAAGUUUGGAUUGUACCGUUAGCUCUUCCGAUAUAAAUCAUAAUUUGUUUCAGUUUAGUAAAAUAAUGGACGAUAUCUUUUCACUCUUUUAAACGAUGAAUCUCACAUUUAUACCGAAGUAAAUACUAAGGCCAGAGAAGAAACUCCUUUGUUCGACGAUAUAUUCGAUUUAAAAGGAAUGCAAUUUUAUUAUAUGCCAACCUAAAUAACUUUAGAGGCAAAGAGAAUAAAUUUAUGUAAAUCCAGAGCGAAAUAUAAAAGAAUAACUAGAAAUGAAAAUACAUGUAUAGGAAUGAGAACAGGAAAAAACUGACUGAGGCUAGGAUUAAAAAUGCUUAACUGUACUGGAAAUUGUUGAAAGAUGUGAGCUGUAACAAUACAACAAGGAUAAAUGUUAGUAAAUUUGCGGAAUAUUUUAAAUCUAUUCACAAUCCCGAGGAUCACUUUUACCAAGUGGAUGAGGAUAACUAUAUUUUAAUGGAACGUUUUCAAACAUGAGAAAUGCAGGUUAUGUUUUCAGAAUUAGAUGAAGAAAUAACCCUUAGCGAAAUAAGUAAGGCUAUAAAGCAACUUAGAUCGAACACCAGUGGUGGACCCGAUUCAUAUCUUAACGAUUUCUUAUACACGAAACAGACACUUUAACUUUGUAUUUUCAUCAAUUGUUUAAUACAUGUUUACGUACAUGUUAUUUUUCCCGAAACUUGGUCAGAAAGUUUCAUCGUUCUUUUACAUAACGGGGUGAUAUCAAUGACCCUGCGAAUUAUAGAGGCAUAACUUUACUUAGUACUUUGGGGAAACUUUUUACACGUAUUUAUAUGAAAGAUUAGACAGCUAGGCUGAAAAAUAUUUCAUAUAUAUUGAAACUCGGGCGGAUUUUCGAAAAGGGAAUGAGUACUGCGGAUAAUAUAUUUAUUCUUAAUUCACUAAUAUGUCAUUGUUUUGACAAUGUAGAAACACGUUUUGCUUCAGAAAGACAUUUGAUUUUGUUGUUAGGGCUAUUCUUUGUUCAAACUUAUUAAAUAUGGCGCACGUGGGGGUAUACGUAAUUUUAUUAAAUCUAUAUAUAACAAUGUCAAGUCAAAAAUUGAAUGACACACACUUACAUUAAUUGCUCCGUGUGGAUCGCAUCCAAUUUUUGACAAAAUCUAAAACAUUAAAUUUGCAAAAAAUCUUCAUCUUAUCUGUUUUUCUUCUAUUCCCAGGUCAUAAGACCAAACAGCUUCAACACAACUUUUGAAGCAUAUAACGUAGCCUAAUAUCAUUCGCAGACGUUCUUCUUUACAAUCAAGCAUCAAUAAAAUUUAUAUCUGGCAUGAAAACGGCCUUGACUAGGCGGGAAAAAAUGGCAAUAUAUAAAAGGUUCGACUUUUCACCAUUGUAGUUAAGCUAUUUCCAUUUUUGUAACUUUGCAGCAUCAUUCUUUCGUUAUUACGACCUCAGUGAUCUUAACAGGACAUAUUUACAAUCAGAAAGGCGCUCAUUUUCUAAAUGUUAACGUUCAUUAAAACGAGAAAGUGCGUGUCCUUUUUUCAGUAGAACUACAUGGCCACCUCCGAUAAACAUGAACAUAAACUGUAUUCAAAUUACCAUAGUUCUUUGUCGAUAAACAAUGUGGACGGAGAACUUUUUAAUUUUUCAGCUUGACUAUGAAAUUAAGUGAAAUAAAAACACUUUUUAGAUCUUUAAUAUGGAUCUUUACAAGCACUAGUUUUAGUGCGGCAAAAGAUCGAAAUGAAUAAUAUGCAAAGAAACUUUAAAAAUGGUUCCCUUCACUUAUCGCAUGUGUUUCCUUUUUAUUUUGUUAAAUGUAAUGUCUAAAACAACCAUUCGAGGGUCAAUUACUGAUCUGAUGUAGAUAUUGUUACCAGUCUUAACGCCUGUUCUCUUAAAAUAUAUUUGUAUGCCCUAAGUAUGAUGUUGUAUUUUUUCAAUUGUUAAUUUUGUUUUCCUUGGACAAUCAUCUGUGUAUUAUGGGGCUUAUAGGUAAAUCUUUAUGUUCUCCGAACUUUUAAAUGGUGAUUGAAUAUGUCUUGCUUACUUCUAUUGCGAAUUUUUAAGCAACCAUAAUGUUGUAAUAUCGCUUUGAAUGAUAAAAGUUGUCGCCGUACUCUACAGUGAAACAUACGAACAUCGAUUUUGAUUACCACGGAAGAAUAAUGCCUGUAACGUGUACAUGAAAUAAGACUAAUUACGCUCAAGUCAAUGCUUAGCACUGUAAAGACGACGGCAUUCGUCUGUCACAAGACGACACAUUUGAUUGAAGAUAAUCCAAAAGACUGUUUGGUAAAUGAACAAUGUCUGCAAUCUAGAAAAUUCGUUAUUUACAGAAAAUGAUUGCAAAGUAUUACGCAGAAUAAUGUUUUGAAAGAGCAUACGAUGACCGCAUACUAAAUAACUAGUUCACAAAUAUUUGCAAGUAGAUGGAAAUUGAGUCAAAAACUGUUAAUCUGGUUGUACUGUCAUGUUUAAUCAAUUGACGACGUAAGUCUGUCACAUGAGAGUUCUUUCAAUUUCAACAGUCUGAAACACGUCUUUCAAAAGAUGUCUGAUACAUACAAUAAGGGCUGGCACGUUUUCACAUAAUUAAAUGGCGACAAUGUGGUGGUUCUGCAUUUAGCGACGUAUUAUCUGUUAAUGUCAUUCUUAAUCUCCCACAGGGUUAGCUUUUUGUAAAAGAUAGUCUGUUGCCAAUUCGUAACGCUACUGUUUAACCUUUAGCCUGCUAGGCAACAAGUGAUUCUGCCUUUGCGACCAGAGCAGACCAAGAUCAGACUUUUUACAGAAAAUGGUACUGUCCAAAUUGAAAGAUGGACAAGUUCAUUAUAACAAAUAGCAGGGUAAGUGUUCACAAAACCGAAACUGAAAUGUGUGUGGUUAUGGGCUAAUGUUUUAACAUAACAUGCGUUUACAUCAAAGCAAGGAACAUUGCAUAUUUUGACAGUCAUAAUUUAAAUAAAAUCCUUGCUAAAACUAAUAUAGACAAAUAUACUCAAAUCUUGAUUUAGAUAAGGACAUUCAGCAUUAUCUAGCCUUAUUAGACUUUCACUAUCUUCCAACAGUAAACCAUGUUGAAAUACAUAGUCUAACACUUUAAGAUUUUCUUUUAUAUAAACAAAAAAGGGUUUUACUGUGUAUUGUCUUGUCAAUGAAAACGCGUUUCGCAAAAUGACCUACUUACGAUUAUUCCGCUAAGAAAGGAUUCCAGAGUAGUAUCCCUUCCUGGUUUAAAUCGUCCAGAUGCGUCGGCCUUCGUGAUAAAAUUAUUACGCAUCUGAACUCAAAACCGUGUUUUAUUUGCCAACAAAGCACGCUAAACUAAAAUCUAUUUCCCAUGUACAGCGGCAUAACAUCAAUAGCAAUUAACUUAAACUUUACCCUAUGUAUUAAUGCGAUAAAUCAGCUGAUUAGGCUAUUUCAUUGUUUUAUAAAAAUCGGAUAAUUAUUGAGAACAUUUUUUUUACUCCAUUUAAAAUAGAGUUUAUUUCGUUUUGUUUCGCUUCGUCUGAUUGGUCAAUAGAUUUUUAUUUUUAUUCUGUUUAUUAUUAUUUACAUCUAUUUCUGUUAUUCAAGGUAAUAUAAAAUAUGGUAUAUAAUGAACAAUUUAACCAAAAGUUUGUACUAGUUUCGAAAAUGAGGUUUUAGCCCUUAUUUUUGGCCGGAAUUUGCCCUAAUCUGAUAUGAGAUGCACAAUGGGUUAGGGUCAUUAAUUUCAGAUAUCUAUAUAAAUAGAUCAAAUUUGGUUCUCAUAUUUUU